AUGCGCGGCAUUAUCGAUGCGACCGACUGCGUGCGGACCCACACGGAGGCCGGCGACCCCGCAACUCCGGUUGCUCCUCCGUCAGUGGUCAUGUCGUCAAAGCUGCGCUGUUUGAUGCUUCAUAAAUCCAUGCAUCCCAGUCUUUUCAACGAGGACAUGGAGCUUUCCGGGAUUCCAAGACUCAAAUUCAUCUCAGAGAUUUUCUAUUUAUUUAUGGUACAGCUCUUUUACGCAAGCUGCAGUUCGGAUGCAAAAGUGCACAUCGUGUGGUUGGUGCUACCCACACCCCUGGAUGACGUAGGUCGGGAUAACAUCAUUCGAACAUUGAAAUCCGAGAAUACGGGGGAAGAGCUACACCCCUCCCCUCCCAGCCUCUCUCUCCGCCACGAAGCGGGGGCUAACAAAAGUGAUAAACAGACAAGCUUAGCAGCUUGCCCUACAGGGACGCUCAAACCACAGGACCCAAAAGCAACAAGGGCCGCCGAAGCCCGACGCGAAACCUUGGUCAUGAUCCAUGCUGCCACGCUGUUGCUGUCGACGAGAGGAUACGCAACCUCGUGGUGGUGGGGGAGUGCUAUUUUCGUCGCCUUCUUACUCCGUCCUGUCUGUCGCAUGGCGACGUGUGAAAAUGCCGCCUUGGCGUCGUGCACUUCCAUCGUCUCGCGGAAGAGACAGGGGGUCGUCGAUUCUACCCCACAAAAGAAGGUUGUUUAUGUGGGACUAUCACCAUCGGAGAAGCUCCGUCAAGCUGACGGAGCCACUCUGAGCUACGACCUACUCCUUGGGUCAACCACGCACAGAAGCGUCUUCGAAGCACCCAAUUACCUGUGUUCCGUAACGGCCCGUUCGGCCCUGAGCGACGGAGCCAAGAUCUCGUUCUCCUCCCAUACAUAUUCCAGGCCUCUAUUCGUGCUUCACUUCAAGGAUCCUCUUCUUGAUCCCUCCCUCCAGCUGGCCGAUAUGGGGUUUGCCGGACCGCAAGCCCACAACGACAUCACACCCCUCCCCCGUCCUUGGCCUGGCAGCGAUGUCACUCCCACGAUCCACCGUAAGGCUGGCGUGGCGUGGCGUGGGCUGAGGGCUGUUCCAGACGCUCGGGUCAGGUCACUGGAGCUGACCCGAGUUUGGACGUUCGGGACUUCCACGGAUUCAGGUUUCGUGUUUGUCUUCACUGCCUUUCCUUCUGCGUUGCAUUUGGUGUGGCGCCAGAAGCGGCAGUGUACAGUGCUGUGCGUCCCGCUGGCGAGCGAGUACGACUGCAACGCUGCGGUGCAACUUCUGCUAGGGCUAUACGACCAUCGCCACCGCCAUGGUUUCCGCAUGGCUCUGGUGGCGACCGCAUCGUGGCAUGCACGCGUGAGCAGGGAAGAAGAAACCCAGCACAUUCCCAACUUGAUAUACCGUCGCCACUAUCUGUCAAGAUUCGGCCCGUUCUACCACCUCGUCUGUUUAUAUUUCCUUUGGUCCGAGCCGUACCUGCAUUUUGAGACUCCAAGUAACCAACCCGGCCCUGUCUUCCCCGCGUGGUGCCGUUCACGAAAACGUGGGGAUAUACGCGACUCGGAGGCAUUACGGGGCUUGUGCAACACGGCUCCCCGCCCCGUGGCAAUGCUGCAGCGUAACAUCGUCCGGCUGACGAUGGAGAGAAAAAGAGAUGAGCUGCUUUUGCUGGAACACUCGCUGUUCGAGGGCCUCGAGCUACAGGUCAAUUGA
Molecule: messenger RNA, 1713 nt
Organism: Sodiomyces alkalinus F11
Lineage: Eukaryota; Fungi; Ascomycota; Sordariomycetes; Glomerellales; Plectosphaerellaceae
Exons: 15
Coding region: 1-1713 (570 amino acids)
Source: RefSeq, a predicted model, not a curated record